AUGUCUCUAGCUAAACCUCCCUCGUUGCCCCUCCCCAGGGGUGUUUCCAGUCGCUACGUCGUAACCCCCGAGCUUACCUUCCACACUCUGGAGGCCGGAGCCACUCCUGGUCAGAAUCGCCCCUUAAUUGUCUUACUGCACGGGUUUCCUGAGAUCGCGUACUCCUGGCGACGAGUUCUGCCCCAACUAGCAGACGCAGGCUUUUAUGCCGUCGCUCCGGAUCAGCGCGGCUUCGGCCGCACCACAGGAUGGGACGCUAGACCCUAUGACGAUGUCGAUUUGGCCAGCUUCUCAUUGACCAACCUGGUUCGCGAUGUGGUGAUCCUGGUCCAUGCAUUAGGAUAUCGCUCGGUCCAUUGUGUCGUCGGCCACGACUGCGGCGCCAUCACCGCCUCCAUGUGCGCGCUUAUGCGACCAGACUUCUUUCGUAGCGUGGUGCUAAUGAGCCAUCCCUUCAACGGGAGUCCAACGCUGCCUUUCAACACCGCCAAUCAAAGCAUAGAUGAACAGGCAACAGCGGCUGCUGGUGGCGGCGGUGGAGCUGAAGGCUCUGCUGCUGCAUCGGGAAUUCAUCAGGCGCUGGCGCAAGCUGGUCGAAAACACUAUAAGUGGUACUAUUCAACAGCCCCAGCAAAUGGGGAUAUGUGUCUGGCUCCACAUGAUCUACACCGCUUCCUGCGUGGCUAUUUCCAUCUCAAGAGUGGAUCGUGGCCGGGCAACCAGCCACAUCGACUGAAAGGGUGGACGGCUGAAGAGGUUGUGCAGAUGCCGUAUUAUUAUAUCAUGCCGUCGGAUGCUACAAUGCCCCAGGCAGUAGAACAGCAUAUGGUUGAUGAGCCGUCGGGUGGAAAAACUUCCCAUUCGUGGCUCCCGGAUGAUGAGCUUGCGGUAUAUGUAGCGGAGUAUGCUCGCACCGGUUUCCAAGGGGGGUUGAACUGGUACCGUGUUCACACGGCUGCUGGUGGCCGAUAUACGAAGGAUUAUGAUCUCUUUGCGGGGAAGAAAAUCGAGCCGCCAUGUUCUUUCAUUUCAGGAGAGAAAGACUGGGGUACGUACCAGGAGCCUGGUGCUCUGGAAAAAAUGACCAGUGGUGCCGUAUGCUCUGAUUUCCGAUCGCUUAAAGUCCUUGAAGGGGUGGGACAUUGGAUCCCUCAAGAAGCUCCAGAUGAGGUGGUGCAGACCAUCAUUGAGUUGACUAAGGAGCUGACUGUAUAA
Penicillium pulvis is the source of this 1215-nucleotide messenger RNA. RefSeq names its product alpha/beta fold hydrolase. Gene Ontology annotation, molecular function: hydrolase activity. The record is from RefSeq and is a predicted model, not a curated record. NCBI's taxonomy places the organism in Eukaryota, Fungi, Ascomycota, Eurotiomycetes, Eurotiales, Aspergillaceae. The transcript has a single exon. Bases 1 to 1215 code for a protein of 404 amino acids.